GAGUCUUCUGUUGCAAACAGUCAUCAUCAUCAUUCCGUCUGUUCGAGUUCCAAGUAGCAGGUCGUGAUUUUGUUUAGUGCUAUUUCCACUAAAAUAAACAGAAACAUUUCGAUAGCUGCUGGGAAACAUUAGUAAAUAUGCAGGAUAAUAACGGAGGAAAAAAGGAAAUCUCGGAAGUGCCACCGAUGAGCCGAUUGUUUGUAAUCUGUGGCCGGCAGAUUAACAAGGAGCAACUGAUACGCCACUUUGAAGAGGAUGGUGAAAUUGAGGAGUGCAUUGUCAUCGUGGAUAAGAAAACCGGCCAGGGCAAGGGUGUUGCCUAUGUCAAGUUUACUAAAACGUCCUCGGCAGCGCGUGGUCUUCGAAAGAACGGCUCCUAUAUAGAGGGAGAAGCUCGGCCGAUAAAAGUAAUGAUAUCCGCUAGCUAUCAGAAAAAGAGAGAAGAAGGUGGACCAGAGGAGGUAAACGAGUACAAGUUUCGUCGUUUGUUUGCAGUCGUUCCUCAUUCGAAGACUGAAGAGUCGAUCAAGGAUGAGUUUACAAAGUUUGGCAAUGUCACGCAGGUUCGGCUGGUACCGGAUAAAAAAAAUCCAACCCAGUGUGCUGCGUACAUUACGUUCACAUCUUUUCUGGAAACAGCCCUGGCCAUUGAAGGAUGCUGUCCCAGCUACAGAGCCAAGUUUUGUCUUCCACGUGAAAUGGUAAAAAAACCCGACGGUGGAGAUGGCGGUAGCAAGUUUUCGUCCAGCAACGGAUCCACUCGGAAAAGGACUCAUUCUCCGGAUUCCGGUCGGUCUGGAACAGAUAUUAAACUAGUGGUCAUAUGCAGCAGUUGCUUGAAUCAAGAUCGGCUGUGGAGAAUUUUUGACAUCGCUCCCGGUAUGAAGUACUGCAACAUUGUGACGCAAAAUGAUAUUAAUACAACUGCUUGUGUGGUUUACUCGAGCCACGAUGAGGCAAAGCGGGCAAUCGAUAAGAUCCACGGUCUAGAAUAUCCUUUUGGAGAGCGAAUAAUUGUCCGAUUCGAGAAUGAAUUCCGUGAAGAAGUCUGUUCGAAUGACAUGCUUUCUCAACUUGGUCCACCAAAAACAAUAUUGAACUCUCAGACCUACUGCGCCAAGAAAGCUUUUUUCAUAUGCAUGCCAGAGGCCGUUUCGGUGAAACUAUUGCAGGAUGCUUUCUGUCGGUUUGGUGAUUUAAUCAACGUCUAUGUAGUUCCGGGAAAACGACAUGGGUAUGCUGCGUUUGCUAGUGAAGUCGCUGCCGAUCGGGCUAUUCAACAAUUGCAUGGAAUGCAACUCGGAGAUUGUCGACUUAAGGUGCUGGAGUGUAUGGAACAGAAUGAUAACAAAAGGCAGCGACCAAUGGAGCACUAGUUUAGGAUGUACGAUUUGGUGAGUUUCGGGUAAUCGAUGAAUCUAUUUUCUCUCGGUGGAAGUUUUCUUGUUUCAUUACAGACUCACUGCCCGGAUGAUUGUUACGCUGAGGGAUAUUUGUUUGCUUUUGUUUCCAUUUAAUUUCAGAGACACCGAAUAUUUGUACCCUAACUUGUUUUUAAUUUCUAUCAUUCGCAGAUAUUUAAACUGAAAAAAAGUAAAUGAUGGAACAACAGAAGAGAAAGAUGGAAACAUUUCUUGAAUAACAUUUUCCCCGAACUACAGGACAAAUUGAAAAAAAAAACAUUUUCAUCAACACAGUAAAUGUUGAAAUAAUGGAUUGGACGAUAAUUCUAAUUAUCAUAGUCAGAAAGAAGAACUACAACAUUAAUAGGAAUACAGACAACAUGAAAUAUAUUAUAAGCACUCGUAGUCACGUUACGAAACGAAACUGAAACGUAAUAACUGUAAAGAUUAAGUAAGUAUUGAAAAACAAGUACUCCGCAUGAAAAAUCUACUGAAUAUUUGAAGGCAUUUGAACCAUUGCCAAUUGAGAUCAAUAGGUAAACUUAUCCGUAAUUGUUUCGUCGUUUGAGUAAAAAAAAAUAACCUGAAUUAUGGUAACUGAAAUAUAAGGAGGAAAAUAAAAUGGGAAUACAACCGCGA
Molecule: messenger RNA, 2042 nt
Organism: Malaya genurostris
Lineage: Eukaryota; Metazoa; Arthropoda; Insecta; Diptera; Culicidae
Product: RNA-binding protein 45-like
Exons: 3
Coding region: 138-1376 (412 amino acids)
Molecular function (GO): RNA binding
Source: RefSeq, a predicted model, not a curated record